Molecule: messenger RNA, 3527 nt
Organism: Leucoraja erinaceus (little skate)
Lineage: Eukaryota; Metazoa; Chordata; Chondrichthyes; Rajiformes; Rajidae
Product: C2 calcium-dependent domain-containing protein 4C-like
Exons: 2
Coding region: 2209-3018 (269 amino acids)
Source: RefSeq, a predicted model, not a curated record
UUUUAUUUUUAAUUGAUCAGAAUAAUCCUCUGCACAUGAUGAGCAGAGGGGGACUGAGUAUGAUGGGCAAAAAUCACAGCAUUUUAUCUAAAAUCAAUAUACGGUGCAAACAGGAAGUUGUGAAGUUUAGACUUUUAAUCAUUUGUCAUUUCAAACCAACCACCACCAACCAUUUGCUGUGCUUUAUUUCAAACCAACCGCCACCAACCAUUUGUUGUGCUUUUUCGAACCAACCACAUUAAGGGUACUCGAGGUCAGUAAAAUUGCACUCAUAGUUUAUUUUUAUUUAUUUAUUUUUUAUUUAAAUUUUGUUAGAAGCAAUUGUACAACAAAAAAUAAUCGACAUAGCAGUUAUACAAUUUUCGUACAGCUCCAGUUUUAACAUUUUAUAAACUAUUAACUAGAUCGGAAAGAAAAAAAAGGAAAAAAAGGAAAGAAAGUAGAGAAGAGCAAAAAAAGCAAGGAAGAAAAAAAAAAAGAACUAGAAUGGUGAAAAAGAAGCAGAGAUAUAUCUAACUACCCUUCCGUACGUCUGCUCACCCAACCCUACCAUUGGUUUUGAGUUAGUGUUCAACCAUUGUUUUGUUGAAGAAAUUCUAUAAAGGGAGACAAUAUUUUUGAAAAUUGAUUUGGUUUGUCAGUCAAGAUGAACCUUAUUUUUUCUGGAUGUAGUGUAUUGGUCAUUUCUGUGAUCCACAUCUUCACUGUGGGGACUGUUAUCUUUUUCCAGAAUUUAAGUAUAAGUUUUUUCGCAGUUAUUAAACCGUAGUCAAGGAAGCGUCCUUGAAAUAUAGAUAGGUUAGCGCAGCCCUCUGACAUUCCGAAUAUUAUUAGUUUUGGAUCUGGCUCCAAUGGAGUUUUAAGUGUUUUAGAAAUAAUAUUGAAUAUUUCCGUCCAGAAAUUUUGUAUUUUUAUACAGGAUACAAAAGUGUGAGUUUGGGUGGCUUUUUGAAAGUGACAUUUAUCACAAAGAGGAGAAACAGUUGGGAAGAUCUUGUUCAAUUUGGUCUUUAAGUAGUAUAACCUAUGCAAUACUUUAAAUUGUAUCAGGCAAUGCCUGGCAUUUAAAGAAGACUAAUGUAUGUAUUGUAGGCUUUCAUCCCAUAUAUCUUUCGAAAUGGGUUGACCCAGCUCGUCAUCCCAUGCUCGCCUCUAAACCUCAGAAGGUGGAGUGUCAAUAUUUGGAAGGGCAUUAUAAAUGUAAUAUAUCAACUUGCUUGUAUCGGCAUGUCUAUUCAAACAUUGAUCUAAUAUAUCAGGACCCAUAAGAGAACAAUUUUGUAUAUGUUUUCACGUAAUCUCGAAGUUGGAGGUAUCUAAAAAGAUUAUUGCCAUCCAACACUCACAGUCUAGUAGACAUGUUUUCAGUAUUAUUCACAGCUCAGACUGAGAGAAGUGACCCUCUUGCUCCCCCAUCUUGCAGAGACUGACUGAGGCACUCAACACUUCUGAGUUGUAUAGUCCCUCAGGAAGGGGCGUGGCCUUCAGGAGAGAGAAUCUCACCAAUUUUUAAACACUAAUAACUCUUCUAUUAUUCUUCCCAUUAACCAAAAUCCUCGGGAACAGUGUCUAUGCCAAACAUGAUGCCAAGCCAAACUAAUCUCAUCUGCCGGUCCAUCAUCCAUAUCACUCCAUUCCCUGCAUAUCCAUGUGCCUAUCUAAACAUCCUCUUAAACACCAUUGUGGUAUCUGCCUUCACCUCUAUUUCUGGCAGUGCAUUUGAGUAUCCACCGCCCUCUGUGCAAAUACAAACUUGGCCUGCUCAUUUCCUUUCCUCUCAUCUUAGAGCUGCACCAUUUAUAACGCCUGUCACAUUUUCCCUCGGGGCAAAAGGUUCCGGCUGUCUACCCUUUCUACGCCUCUCAUAAUCUCAUUUGCUUCUGUCAAGCCUCCUCUCUGCUCCUGAUAUCUCCUGCGUUGUCGAUGUGGAAUUUGUUUCGAGCGCGGUCUGCUGCCUUGCGCUUAUCUCAAGUAGCCCGUCAGUGAACCUGUUGCUGUUUGUUUUGCCACGUGUGUGUGCACGUAAAGUGCGAGUGGCGGGAUGCAGGGGGCUGGAUUCCCAGCGUUGGCGAGGAUGCCACUGACGCAGAAUUACUCAGUGACGCUGUCUGCCAGCAUCAUUUAAAGCUCGCUCCAGCCAACGCUCCCUUCACAUCUGCUCUGGCCAUAUCUUUCCAAGACACAAGCAGACCUUGAGCCGCUGUAUUCAUGCUGCCCGCAGCCAAUUGCGUGUCCUUCAGAAGCACCAUAGAGUCUAUGCUGCCUUGGACUAGCCUGAGAAAUGCAAGCGGCCAGACCGGCGCGGGGGGCAGGAGCGUCAGGUCCAAGGACAUCUUCAGCGUCAUGGUGACUCCUGACCGCAUCCCGAAGUUCUUCAUCCCUUCCUUGGAUGUCCACGUCCACGGCGAGCAGCCCCCGAAGGCGGAGGAGGGUUGCCCGUCACCGGCUUUGCUCAUAACGUCAAUUGAAGAAGGCAGAAGCUCAUCGGAGAACAACGUAAGGAGGGAGCGGAUCCCGAGGCGGGGCAGUUUGCGCCCAGGGUCCCCGGCGAGCUGCGGCAACGGGGAGCUCCUCUCCGGAAAGCUGGACAGAGCAGCCGACCACUCGGACCCGGCGACAAGAGCUGCCCUGUCCCUGCCCCACUUCCAGAAGAUCACCACCCCUUACGGUUUCCCCGCACUGGGGGAGAUCCCUCACAUCAGGAGGAAAGAAUCGCUCUUCUUUGAGCGGGACGUUGCUGACAUCAGGAGCUUUCUGAAGAGCAGGAAGCAGAGCCGGGCGCUGAGCAGGAGCCGCUCCAGCUCGCUCAGUGACCCCAAACUUCAGAAGCCCCUUGUAACCAGCACAGUGGCCCGGGCGAGCAGGUCGGCGCCUUGGGAAACCAUCCAUAGCCCCGUGCUCCCACUCUACCCAACUAAAGCAUCCAGCUCCUUGUCCCGUUUAGUGAAAGACAAGAACAAGUUUCAGGUCCUUAUCAAGAAACACAUAGCCAGCAUCAAGCGCAUGAGGUCCAGAUGAUCGUCCAUGCUGUUGGCACAACGAGCAGAGAGCGGUGUCAGCGUCUGAGCCGGCGGAGCUCCCAGCCCACCGGCGUCCCGGGACCUCACCUGGUGCACAGACAGACCCCCACUCUUUGGUCCAUCGAGCACCUGUCAGGCAAGCACAGCAUCUCCCCCUCGGACCUCCAGGUCAGCUGAACACUGUAAGUGUGGGGAAUCCGAAAUAGGAACAGCAGAUACUGGCAGGACACAGCGGCUCAGGCAGCAUCGGCUGAAAGAGACACACAAUCACCGUUCCAAUACCAGGACCUUUCGACGGAACAAGUGACUUAAAAGUUUUUUUGAAGAAGAAUUUCUUCGGGGUACCGGCAAUGCUCAUCGCCAUUUCUUCGAGUGAUUGAUUGCCCGUUUUCGAAAAGAACACAGGAAGAAGGCGGCUGCCCUUGCAUGUCUGCGGACUGAAACCAACAACAAACUAUAUAAAGUCUACAGUAUUUAUUUGUACUAAAUAAAGCAUUGUUCAAACUA